Messenger RNA from Penicillium brevicompactum, 462 nucleotides. RefSeq lists its product as uncharacterized. Bases 1 to 462 code for a protein of 153 amino acids. The transcript is spliced from 2 exons. The record is from RefSeq and is a predicted model, not a curated record. Lineage: Eukaryota; Fungi; Ascomycota; Eurotiomycetes; Eurotiales; Aspergillaceae.
AUGUUUCGCAGUGCCUUUCGGCCCCUUUCUUUUCUGCACUGCACUAGAAGCGCUUUUACUGCCCGAUAUUUUCAUCGCGUCACGACAGAUUUCGUUACCCAUGAUGCGAGUGGAAAUCUGGUUACCAGCAAGGUGCCUAUUAUUAUUGGCAACCCGGGAGAAACUUAUGUUUUGAUUGAGCAAGGGGUUGGCAGUGCACUACGCGCUGCCAGUCCAUAUUUAUCAGCCUCUGCAGCUAGUGCUGAGGAAAGGUGUAAACUUACAUUUUUCCAUGACUCGCAAUACUUUGGGUUUGGACCAUCGAGUUAUCCCCGCCUCUAUGUCCCAAGCCAAAUGCCCCGCCAAACAGAGUCAGAUUCAAGUUCUGCAACUUUGUUUCUGGGUGGAAAGAUGCACGAGAUAGCUCUAGAUGGAACACCUGAUGGUACCAGCCACAAAUCCUUCACAUCUCACGCAUACUGA